Molecule: messenger RNA, 328 nt
Organism: Ectocarpus sp. CCAP 1310/34
Lineage: Eukaryota; Phaeophyceae; Ectocarpales; Ectocarpaceae
Source: the annotation of a GenBank genome assembly
AUGAAACUGGCAGACCAGUUGAACACACUUCCAACCUACGUCCGCAAGCAGUUUUCUCGCCGUGAAUUUGCUUUCAGCUCGAGAUUUACUUCAUACAGCAGCGGCUACGGUUUAAGAGAGGGUCGGUACAAGCCAAUUUCACUCUCUUAAAUCCGGCUUUCUGUUAUAUCGUGUUGGCUACGGUAUAAGAGAGAAUUCUCUUAAACAGUAUCUCACUAUAAGAGAAUAUUCUCUUGUAUCGUAGACAAAACUAAAGGUCGUGAAACAGGGACUCUCGCGCACUGACUACACUCGAAUGCCAAAAUAGGUCAUGAAGAGAGCGUAUCAU